Messenger RNA from Equus quagga, 2463 nucleotides. It is a transcript of the gene G3BP1, whose product is annotated as G3BP stress granule assembly factor 1. NCBI's taxonomy places the organism in Eukaryota, Metazoa, Chordata, Mammalia, Perissodactyla, Equidae. The transcript has 12 exons. Gene Ontology annotation, molecular function: mRNA binding. The record is from RefSeq and is a predicted model, not a curated record. Gene Ontology annotation, cellular component: cytosol; ribonucleoprotein complex. Bases 188 to 1585 code for a protein of 465 amino acids.
CGGGAAGCAGAAGGGUUGCUCCUCGCCUUUAGCGGGAGAAAGGGGAGCGGCGCAUGCAGGGGUCCUGAGUGAUGGUAGUAGCUAACACUUCCCCUAAGCCCUCGCUCCGUGCCAGGCGCUGGGCUGCGCAGUUGGGGUGCCUGUGUCCCUCUCACGACGACCCGAGGAGGUUGAAUUGACCAAAGCAAUGGUGAUGGAGAAGCCUAGUCCCCUGCUGGUCGGGCGGGAAUUUGUGAGGCAGUAUUACACGCUGCUGAACCAGGCCCCAGACAUGCUACACAGAUUUUAUGGAAAGAACUCUUCUUAUGUCCAUGGGGGAUUGGAUUCAAAUGGGAAGCCUGCGGAUGCGGUCUAUGGACAGAAAGAAAUCCAUAGGAAAGUGAUGUCACAAAACUUCACCAAUUGCCACACUAAGAUUCGACAUGUUGAUGCUCAUGCCACUCUGAAUGAUGGUGUGGUGGUCCAGGUGAUGGGGUUGCUCUCUAACAACAACCAGGCUUUGAGGAGAUUCAUGCAGACAUUUGUCCUUGCUCCUGAGGGCUCUGUUGCAAAUAAGUUCUACGUUCACAAUGAUAUCUUCAGAUACCAAGAUGAGGUCUUUGGUGGCUUUGUCACUGAGCCUCAGGAGGAAUCAGAGGAAGAAGUAGAGGAACCUGAAGAGAGACAGCAGACACCUGAGGUGGUACCUGAUGAUUCUGGAACUUUCUAUGAUCAGACUGUCAGCAACGACUUAGAAGAACAUUUAGAGGAACCUGUUGCUGAACCAGAGCCUGAUCCUGAACCAGAGCCGGAGCAAGAGCCUGUAUCGGAAAUUCAAGAGGAAAAGUCUGAGCCCGUGUUGGAAGAGACUGUUCCUGAGGAUGCUCAGAAGAGCUCUUCUCCAGCACCUGCAGACACAGCUCAGACAGCGCAGGAAGACUUGAGGACAUAUUCUUGGGCAUCUGUGACCAGUAAGAACCUUCCACCCAGUGGAGCUGUUCCAGUUACUGGGAUACCACCUCAUGUUGUUAAAGUACCAGCUUCACAGCCUCGUCCGGAGUCUAAGCCUGAAUCUCAGAUUCCACCACAGAGGCCUCAGAGGGAUCAAAGAGUGCGAGAACAACGAAUAAAUAUUCCUCCCCAGAGGGGACCUAGACCAAUCCGUGAGGCUGGUGAGCAAGGUGAUGUUGAACCCCGAAGAAUUGUGAGACACCCUGACAGUCACCAGCUCUUCAUUGGCAACCUGCCUCAUGAGGUGGACAAAUCGGAGCUUAAAGAUUUCUUUCAAAAUUAUGGGAAUGUGGUGGAGCUGCGCAUUAACAGUGGUGGGAAAUUACCCAACUUUGGUUUUGUUGUGUUUGAUGAUUCUGAGCCUGUUCAGAAGGUCCUUAGCAACAGGCCCAUCAUGUUCAGAGGUGAGGUCCGUCUGAACGUGGAAGAGAAGAAGACUCGAGCUGCCCGGGAAGGGGAUCGUCGGGAUAACCGCCUGCGGGGACCCGGAGGCCCUCGAGGUGGGCUGGGUGGUGGAAUGAGAGGCCCUCCCCGUGGAGGCAUGGUGCAGAAACCAGGAUUUGGAGUGGGAAGGGCACUUGCUCCAAGGCAGUGAAUUGCUCUUCACCGAUCUUCGCACAGCAGGACAAACCCCAGCUCCUGCAGAAUGGUGAAUUUCUUCAGCCAGCCUUUGGUGUCUUGGAGUAUGAUCCCCUAGUCUGUUAUAAACUGCUUAUGUUUGUACAAUUUUACUUUUUGUGGUGUGCUCCCUCCCCCUCCCUUCCCUCUCCUCACCUUUUAGUCCUUCACUUCCAAUUUUGUGGAAUGAUAUUUUAGAAAAAAACGGAUUUUUAAAGAAGAAAAAAAGACUGAAUUUCCUUGCUUUACUUGGCAUUAUACAGACUGGAUUUUUCUUUUUAACAGCCAUUUCCCCAAAGGAAUGUGUCUUGCUUAUUACUGACAUUUGGUAUGUUUCAUUCAUUGGAAUAUUUCUUACUUAUUUUCUACGUGUUUCAAAAGCCUGUGAGAAAAACAGGAUUUGAUAAACAUUUUGAAGUCAGGAAAAACCGAAAUUGUUUCUUUGAAAGUCAUGACUACCUUCUGGUGUGGAGAAAUUGCCAUUGGAAAAAUUGACAAUUUUGAUUCUCAGUGGUAUGGUUGAAAACUGAAUAAAAGGUGUUACUAGAGUUUUUCUCGUCUGCUAUGUGAUCACAAAACAAUUCUAAAACCUACUGUUUUUACCAUCGAAAUUUAAAUUGCGAGAUAGGUUUUAAAUGUCUAGAAUGCAACUGAUAUGCUUUUCUUGAACUGUUAGAUUUUUUUGAAGUAGAGUUCUUUCAUGUUUAAUUUGUAUUUGUAAAAAAACAAAAAAACAAAAAAAAUCCCCAAAUCUGAAUAACACAAAACCAGAGCAAAAAACUGUUGUGCCUUCUAUUUAUCUUUGAUUCCACUCUUGCAAUUGUUUAAAGAAAAACAAUAAAAAAAACAAGUCUA